AUGUCGCGAAACAUAAUUUGCGAUGUAAAACGAGGUUAUAAUGUUGGACAGUCAGUGGAAAUUGAUGCCAAUGUUUUUCCAAUUGAAGCUGUUUUUCGAGGAGGUGAUGUAGUUGUGGAUAACCAUAAUGUUGUACUGCAUAAGCUGGUAAGCUCUUCUUUUUUAUUAAAUUUUAGGUAUACUAAAUUUGGAAUGGUUCUAAGCUUUAUUUUUACACAGAUACGACUCCACCAGAUUGCUUUUCAUAGAGUAGUCUAUAAUAUUUUUUAAAUUCAAGGGUUACGGCACAAAGAUAGGUCAAAGAAUGAACUUCUACAACAAACGUUGUUUCCCGACAGUAGACAUAGGAUUUGUCGAUAAUGACGAGCCCUCAACAUUGAUAGAAAACUUUAGUUUAGUACCAUUAGAAGAGGAGGAAGAGGCUGUUGGGGGUAUCAGGUUGAUGAACAACAACAUGGGAUAUGAAUGGAUAGAAAAGACAGCUAAUGAAAAAUUGUUCUUGUCGCCAGAAGAAGCUUUGUAUCUUCUUGUUGAGAACAAAAUAGUGGUCAAAGGUUGGAGUUUAGAGAAGUUGUGGUCACACUGGAGAAGUUUAAAACUGGCAAAACGAUUUUUCGCUUAUAAGUAAGUGUUUCGAUUAUAAUAUUUGUUUUUAAAACAUCCUUUUAUUGUUUGUUUAUGUAUAAUAAUAUUGUAAUGUCGAUAAAAAAUUUAAAAGAUAUCUAUUCAUAAAAUGUCAUCUGAAUAGAGACCAGUUUUUAUCGCAGAUCAUUUCCCAAAUCCUUCACCCAGACUCUUUACAUUGUUAUAAGGGGCUUGAAUUUGCAAUUUGGUACAAUACUUUUUUUAAAAAUAGUUUUUCAUACCAGAAAAUGUUUAUAAAACCUUUUUAUACCAAAAACUGCAGCCCUAUCGCUAUAGUAAAACCCUUAUUUUCAGACAUUUCCGAGAUCUAGGCUGGAUUGUGAAGAGCGGGCUGGUGUUUGGCGGAGACUUCUCGUUAUACAAGUAUCAUCCAGAACAAUGCCACUCAUCUGUUGUUGUUCGACUUGACGUCAAACCAGGUUCACUUGAGGUUGUGAGUUUAAAACGAGAGCUCAAAAAUGUCAAAAAGGCUUUAUUUGUUGUUUGCGUUGACAUAGAAAACGAUUUGAGUGAUCUAGAGCCUUGUAGUAGUGUUAAGAUCACGGUGAAUCAAGAAGUCAGUUUGAUGAGAGGUUCAGAACUGGCUGAAUUGAACAGUAGCUUAGUUACAACGUAA
Bursaphelenchus okinawaensis is the source of this 1261-nucleotide messenger RNA. NCBI's taxonomy places the organism in Eukaryota, Metazoa, Nematoda, Chromadorea, Rhabditida, Aphelenchoididae. The record is from the annotation of a GenBank genome assembly.